Molecule: messenger RNA, 6319 nt
Organism: Gorilla gorilla gorilla (western lowland gorilla)
Lineage: Eukaryota; Metazoa; Chordata; Mammalia; Primates; Hominidae
Gene: FSIP1
Product: fibrous sheath interacting protein 1
Exons: 12
Coding region: 580-2325 (581 amino acids)
Source: RefSeq, a predicted model, not a curated record
AAUUUCCAUAGCACCCCAAAUUUACUAGAGCUUCACAUACAUGGUCUUUUUGAGCUGCACAAGUCUUGUAAGAAGGGAAUUAUUAUUGUUCCCAUUUUACGGAGGAGGAAACUGCUCGGAGAGGAUAACUGACCUGUAAGGCAUCACAGCAAUAUGAGGGACAGAGAUACACAAGCAUCCAGACGUCCCCGUUCCGAAUCCAACCUAAAGACGAACAAAUCGCUCCCAACCCCCACCGUCUGCAGCGAAGACGGAAGGACACACACCGGCCGUCCCAGCUCGCAGGGCUCCAACAGCCGCCGGCCCCGGCCCCAUUUCCGGAUGGUACAGCCCUUUCCACUAUCGCGAGACCGGAAGCAUCGCGCAUCUGGUUGCCAGGGAAACAGCGGUGCCACAGGCAGGAGGGAUCUGGACCGGCGGCUUCUUCCACCACCAGAGAGGCUGAGGUGGCGGGAGAGAACCCUCUCCUUUGGGGGGAAGUGGCUGGCGCGGCGAGUGUCUGCGGCGCGCUUCUGCGGCCAUCUGCGCCCUGACUGACGGCGGCCAGUUCCUCGAGGAGGCCCGGCGGGAAGGAUUUCAAUGGAUAUUAUAAAGGGAAACCUAGAUGGAAUUUCAAAACCAGCUUCAAAUUCAAGAAUACGCCCUGGGAGCAGAAGUUCAAAUGCUUCUUUGGAGAUGCUCUCAACAGAACCAGGAUCCUUCAAGGUCGAUACUGCAAGCAACUUGAACUCUGAUAAAGAGGACCACUCCGAAAGCAGUAAUACAGAGAACAGAAGAACUAGUAAUGAUGAUAAGCAGGAAAGCUGCUCUGAGAAAAUAAAAUUGGCUGAAGAGGGAUCAGAUGAAGAUCUGGAUUUGGUUCAACAUCAGAUAAUCUCUGAGUGUUCAGAUGAACCCAAAUUACAAGAAUUAGAUUCUCAACUUCAAGAUGCUAUUCAGAAGAUGAAAAAACUUGAUAAAAUAUUGGCAAAGAAACAACGCAGAGAAAAAGAAAUUAAGAAGCAAGGUCUAGAAAUGAGAAUAAAGCUGUGGGAAGAAAUUAAGUCUGCAAAAUAUAGUGAAGCUUGGCAAAGUAAAGAGGAGAUGGAAAAUACAAAAAAAUUUUUAUCUUUGACUGCUGUUUCUGAAGAAACUGUUGGUCCUUCUCAUGAGGAGGAAGACACCUUUUCCUCAGUGUUUCAUACUCAAAUCCCUCCAGAAGAAUAUGAAAUGCAGAUGAAGAAACUCAUUAAAGAUUUUACCUGUGAUGUGGAAAGAAAUGAGUCAUUGAUCAAAUCAGGAAAGAAACCUUUCUCGAAUACAGAAAAGAUUGAGCUCCGGGGUAAACACAACCAGGAUUUUAUUAAGAGAAACAUUGAGUUGGCCAAGGAAUCAAGAAACCCAGUGGUUAUGGUUGACAGAGAGAAGAAAAGGCUGGUUGAGCUUUUGAAGGACUUGGAUGAGAAAGAUUCUGGGCUCUCCAGUUCUGAGGGUGAUCAGUCUGGCUGGGUGGUCCCAGUAAAAGGAUAUGAACUUGCAGUCACGCAGCAUCAGCAGCUUGCUGAAAUUGAUGUAAAACUCCAAGAACUCUCUGCAGCCUCCCCAACAAUUUCCAGUUUUUCUCCAAGACUUGAAAAUCGGAAUAAUCAGAAACCUGACCGUGAUGGUGAAAGAAAUAUGGAAGUAACUCCAGGAGAAAAGAUACUUAGGAACACCAAAGAGCAACGCGAUCUGCAUAAUCGGCUGAGAGAGAUUGAUGAAAAGCUGAAAAUGAUGAAGGAAAAUGUGUUAGAGUCCACAUCACGUCUCUCUGAAGAACAGUUAAAGUGUCUUCUGGAUGAAUGCAUACUUAAACAAAAAUCCAUCAUUAAACUUUCUUCAGAAAGAAAAAAUGAAGACAUUGAGGACGUAAUACCUGUGUUCCCCCAGCUUUCCAGGUCCAUCAUCUCUAAAUUGCUAAAUGAAUCAGAAACAAAGGUCCAGAAAACUGAGGUAGAAGAUGCAGAUAUGCUUGAGAGUGAAGAAUGUGAAGCUUCUAAAGGCUACUAUCUCACUAAAGCCUUGACUGGACAUAACAUGUCAGAAGCUCUUGUCACUGAAGCAGAGAAUAUGAAAUGCCUUCAAUUUUCCAAGGACGUUAUUGUUAGUGACACAAAAGACUAUUUUAUGUCGAAGACUCUUGGCAUUGGGAGACUGAAAAGGCCCUCCUUCUUAGAUGAUCCGCUGUAUGGUAUCAGUGUGAGCCUUUCAUCAGAAGACCAACAUCUGAAACUCAGUUCUCCAGAGAAUACAAUAGCAGAUGAGCAGGAGACUAAAGAUGCAGCAGAAGAAUGUAAAGAACCCUAAUCAAGGACUUGCUGGGUGUGCUUUUAAGAAAGUUGGUAAUGAAGUUAAAUUAAAUUUCUUAUUGAAUUAUUUGAAUUCAAUGAAUGCACUGCAGAGACUAUUCUUUAUUGAUUUUGACAUUUGGAGUCGCUCUUUGUGGAUUAUAUUUCUUUGAUAUUUUUGAGACUUGGGGUGUAAUUGUUCAGUGGGUUUUGCUCAUUAAAAUUUCUGGGACUAUUGUUUAUAAAUUUAUUGCUAAUCUUACAAUAUUAGGAUUCAUUAUAAAAACCAACAAACAUUUUAAUGUAUACGUGUUAGGGUGAAACUCGUUGAAGUGCUGUGAUUGUCCUGUAUUCAAUUUUGUAUGUUUCACCUCUACUGUGAUUCAGACAGAUCAUGGUGGUCACUGGGAAUUUUUGCUGUGGCCCUGCUUUUCCUUCUUCCCACUUGUCUCAUGUCUGUGAAAUUGGUACAACCUGCCAUAAGAUGAAAUGAAUUGUCUCAACAAAGCAAUAUUAGAAGAGCCUUUACUAUCUUAUUGGUGAUGACACGUUUCUUAAGUAGGAGUUUGAGUGAAUUGUUUGAUAUAUUACUUUGUUAAUAAUAGUUAACAAUAGUUUCUUAUUUUCUUUCAGAGUUUGGGCCUUUUAGAUUGCAUCAAAUAAGGAUGAGCUACUUUAAAAGAAAGUCUGCAGUACUAUUUUAAGAGAGACGGUUUAGUUACAAGUCAGUAACUUAGAUUCAUGAGAAAAUUUUACGUUGACAUUCCAUAAGAUGAGUUGGCAUUAGAAUUGCAAGUGCAGUUUAUUUCUGAAUCAAAAAAUGAGCGGGCUGCUGUGCUGCCUUUAAUAAAAUUUGAGUGAUGUAUACAUAACAUUGUUUUUGCUGGCACAUGUUCAUCCACUGAUACUGAAUAACAUUAAUGAUUGUUUAUAUGGAAUUUCCUUGACUUUUUAAAGUGAGGAAUUCUAUAGCUACUAUUUUCAGAGGUAUUGAUAGGCAGUUUCUUUUUCCAGACACUAUUUCAGUUUACUAUUUGUUCAUUUAAAAUAGCAAUUGUUCAUGCUGAUGUCAAUGUGCUACAUAUAAUUUAUCUUGAUGCCAAGAGUUUUGCUGUGGGAUGGAAGUAUAAGUUAAAAGUUGUGAUUUCAGAUUCUCAUAGGAAUGCCAUGAGGCACACUCUGUGUUUUAGGGUUUGGGUGGGAAGAAUCAGAGGGCAAAGGUGAUAUGGGUGAGAAUUUGUUGUGGGGCAGAGAGGGGCCAGUGUUGUCCAUCAGCCUUUCAGAGGAGUUCAGCUUUCUAAAUCUAUGCUUUUCUGGUAUUUGAUGUUUGUAUGUAUGAGAGAGAGAGAGAGAGAAAGAAGGAGGAGGGAGGGGAGGGGAGGGUAGGAAGGAAAAAGGGGAGGGAAGAGGGAGACAGAAAGAAACACAGAGUAAAAUCAUUUCUAGACUUGCACUGCAAAGGGCUUAUGACUUUAUAAUUUGCUUCUGCCAAUGAUAUUUGGGACAUAGUGAGCCUUUCUGUUAUUUAGGUAAGGGGGAAGAAAAUAGAGUGAUUUUAAGUAACGAAUUCUGCCAUAAAAGAGGUGAGACCAUUCAUAGCCUGUCAACUGAAGGUAACUCUAACAAGGACUGGUAACUAAGUCUGUAACAUAAUUCAACACAAAGCUUCCGGAUUUUUUUUAAAAAGUCACCCUGAUUUAGAUAGAAAGUGUUAUUAAAAAUAGAUGUUUUUAUUUUGGAUUUCCCUUUAGGGCUUAGUGUUUGUCCAGAACAAGGUGAAACCCUGUCUCUACUAAAAAUACAGAAUUAGCCGGGCGUGGUGGCGGGCACUUGUAGUCCCAACUACUUGGGAGGCUGAGGCAGGAGGGAGAAUUGCUUGAACCGGGGAGGCAGAGGUUGCAGUGAGCCGAGAUUGUGUCACUGCACUCCAGCCUGGGCGACAGAGCAAGACUUCAUCUCAAAAAUAAAAAGAAAAAGAAAUUAUAGAAGAGAGAGAGAGCCAAUUAAUUUAAGGAAUGAAUUCAGGAGCUUAAUACUGGAGGCUUUUCUACAUGUGACUCUUUAGAAAAAAAAAACUACUGGCACCACCUUUAUUGUAUGUACAUUCUUAUAAGACCUAGAGUUUAUUGCUCUUCACUUGAGCUCUCCCACAACACAUGACAAUAAACUGUUGGAGGAGGAAAAAAGCUAUCAUCUCGAUGACAUAAUUUUAAUUUUUAACAAGUCCUUUAUUUCAGUACAACCUGAUUAUUUGAAGGUCAGUCUUAGGGUGAAACUGGAACAUGCCUGGAAGAAAAGCUCCUCUUUCCAGUCACUUUUUCUGUCUUAUCUUGGUAUUUUCAAUCAGUUUUGCUUCACUAUCCAAGAAUGAAUUAGAAUUAUCUCCCAGCACUUCAAACGUUGAACUCUUCUGAGAAUGAAUGAUGGUAUUUAAUUCUUUGCCAUUUCAAAGAAUUAUUUCCUUCAGAUCAGUUUUCCUAACUCCACAGCUAUUAUCAACACUUUCUAGUUCCUGCUUCUUCACCUUGGUACUAUAAAAUGAUUUGGCAAUUUACAUUUGUAUGUGAUCAUUGCUACUCAGAAAGAUGAGUAUUUAUAGAAUAAGAGUGAAAAUCAACAAGGAAGAUUUUAUCUCACCCAGCCAGUCCUUUCUAGUGUUUAAUAGACCUCAAAGCCAGACCUUUAACCUACUCAUAAAAUUUCUUCUUUGAUCUGUUUUCAUUAAAACUGGAAAUUAACUGGUCAGUGUUCCACGUUCACGAUGAGCCCAUCCAAAAAUCAAGGUCUGCUUAUUGGUACACUUGGGCCUUUUCUUCACAUGAUAAUUUGUAUUUAGACACACACGCAUUUAUGGAUUCCUUCCAAAUUUUACAUUUUUUAGUCUUUUUUGAUUAAACUUAUUAUUCCUUCUUCAAGAGGAGUAUCUGUAAUGCUUGGCUCAACAUUGCAAGGACAGCUCCUCCCUCAUCCACAUUUACUUCCGAAGUGUCUCCACAACAUGCAGUCGUGUUGCCCACCCAAUGCAUCAUUCGUGGGUCAGAAAAUGUCGCUGUGAGAGUUGCGUGUGCUUCAGUGUUUUUCCCUUUGUUUUCAUACUGCACUUUGAAAAGGAUUCAAUGACAUCUAAUGACCUUAAUAAGAAAUUUUAUUCUUAUGGGGGCCCUUGACUUAGGGAUAAUUUCUCUUUUAUAUGUUUUUGAUAUGGCAGGCUAAUGUAUCAUUUUGUUCUUUUAUUCCACAAAUGCAGCAAAUUCUAAGCCUAGGCCUGAGCAACUCAGUCUUUCUAAAUCACAUACAAACUGUGAAUGUUGCUAUGACUUACCGUAAUUUCUUUUUGUAUAUGCUAUAUUGAUUUAUGAAUGGUAUUUACGCAUAUACUUCAUGACAUAAAUCCAGUAGAGAACAAAUAAGCAUGGAUACAGUAAGUAUAAAUAUAAAUUUCCAUAUGAUUUAUUGUUGUUCCUUGUACAUAAGAAACAGUAAUAUACAACUUACACUGCUUUAGAAUGUAAAAUGGAUAAAAAUGUGUACAAAAAAAAGCACAUUCCUAGAAAAAAGUAUUGGCAAAUAGUAAAAAUGGGAGGUCAAAAGCAAAAAAAAAAAAAAAAAAAAAUCAAAACAAAAAAAGAAAAAACCAACAAUUCUUCAAUUCAGUGUGCAAACAUUAUAUAAAAAUAGAAAUACUAACUCUACAGGCAGUAUUUCCUGAUAAAUUAUUUAAAUAGCAUAUCUACACAAUCUGAGAUAUCUAUUCCAAUGGCAAUGAGAAAAUAAUUUAUAAAAAUAAAGCAAUGGUAUACAAGAUGAUAGAAAAAAAACGUAACUUUCAGAAAUUGUAUUUUAACAUUUCAAUGCUAUUUCCUUAUUGGGAAUACUUCUCUGCAGAGUUUUUAUACUAUGUACAACAUUGACUUUUUAGGUACUACAGUAGCUUUAAGUUUGUUAGACACUUAAACUCUUUCUGCUUGAUCCAAAAAUUCUUUACUCAGUCACACAACAAAUGAGGUAAUAUU